GAACUUGAGUAAUGUGUAUCUCACAAUACUUCAUAAAUAAUCUUGUAAGUUUUGCAAAUUUUAAUUCUUAUUCUGGGUAUUAAAAAUGUAAUUUUAAUUUUAUGUAUAAAUUUAGCACAUGAAGUUCCCAGAAUGCUAUAGAGAAUGUGAUUCCACAACCCUGAAUUUAAAGAAAGAAUGUAAUUUCCAAGGAGACUUUGAUCUCGUAUCCUCAGAAAUCACCGUACUUUGGGCCUCCGCACUCCUGACAAACGGGAAUCUUACACAUAACGACCUCUUACACAUCGCAAGAAGCAUGAGUAGAAGUGAAUACUCAAAAAAAUCAGUAAUAAUCGCAUUCAUUAACCCGCAGUGUUUCUGCAGAAUCUACUCCAACGGCAAAAUCAUAAUUAUGGGCGCCAUAACUGAGAAACAAGCCUACAAGAGACUAGCGAAAACAGUUCGCAAGAUAAAGUAUAGAACAAAAUGGAAAGUUAAAGUGCCAAAUCUGCCGUUUUCUCCCCGGUAUUUUAGCCAACCUGAGUCUGAUAAUUCUGUUGUCACGAGUAAACACAGGUUUGCUCCAACCUAUAAAGAUGCAUCAGACGAUGAAUCGCAAGUAAAUAAAAACAAUAAUGAAGAAAGAAGUGAAAGUGGAGAAAUGUAUUAUAGCGAUUUUAAAAAAAGGUUUAAUUUUGACGGAAAUGGGCUGUUGUGGAGGUAUGUCAACAACGAGAAUAUCUUGAAGGUAUCAGACUCCCUUAAAACCUUUAAAAUCGACCAACUGUUGUGUAAAAUAGUCUUAGAUAAGGAAUUAGACAUUGAUUAUAUCUUCAGUAAGCUUGAUGCCAAGCUUGUUAACGUUAAUUUGUUUCCAAAUUACCUGAGGUUUCAAUUCGCGUUGGAAAACACUAGCCCUAACACUGAAUUUGAGAGUGAUUUCAAAGAAAACCGCACUGACAUGAACUUUUUUAAGAGUAGUUACUACGACUUGGAUAUAAGUUUAGAGCUAGAACGUGUUUUGGAAACUGAAAUUAAGUCAGUUAACAGGUCCAGCUCAUGUCUUGUUUUCAAAAGCGGUAAAGUUAUUAUUUGCGGCUGUGUCAAUAGAUCUGAAAUAAUAGAAACUUUUAAUCAAUUGAUUAGAUUUUUAUUUCAAUUUUAA
This is a messenger RNA of Theileria parva strain Muguga, 1144 nucleotides long. Its product is annotated as Transcription factor TFIID family protein. NCBI's taxonomy places the organism in Eukaryota, Apicomplexa, Aconoidasida, Piroplasmida, Theileriidae. The transcript is spliced from 2 exons. Bases 119 to 1144 code for a protein of 341 amino acids. Gene Ontology annotation, biological process: DNA-templated transcription initiation. Gene Ontology annotation, molecular function: DNA binding. The record is from RefSeq and is a predicted model, not a curated record.